AUGUUCAACACCUCUUCCAUGCUGCCUGGCCCCACCUCUAAUGCUUCCCUCCUUUUAUCCGAUGACCGUGACGGUGCUCUGGCCCAAGCCGAAAUCGCCAUUUUGGCCUCCAUGUUCCUGCUAGCCACUGUGAGCAACGGGCUGGUGCUGGGAGUCCUGUUCUGCCGUGGCCACCGGGCCACCACCAUGCACCGCCUCAUCCGCCACCUCUGCCUGGCCGACCUGACCGUGGCUCUCUUCCAGGUGCUACCACAGCUCAUCUGGGACAUCACUGACCGCUUCCAGGGCCCGGAUAUCUUGUGCCGUGCCAUCACAUACUUGCAGGUGGUUGGCAUGUUCGCCUCUUCCUACGUCAUCGUGGCUAUGACUUACGACCGCCACCAUGCCAUUUGCCGGCCCAUGCUGGCUUUCCGGAGAGGCCCGGCUGCCUGGCACCGGCCUGUGGUGGUGGCCUGGACUGCCUCCUUCCUCUUCAGCCUCCCCCAGCUCUUCAUCUUCUCCAAAACGGAACUGCCCAGCGGAGCCCACGAGUGCUGGGCUUCCUUUGCUGAACCCUGGGGGGCUCGGGCCUACAUCACCUGGAUCACUCUGAUGGUCUUCAUCCUACCGACUCUCUUCAUCGCGACCUGCCAGGGCAUGAUCUUCUGCGAGGUCCACCGCAGCCUGCGCCUAGGGCCCGAGGGGGCACUGGGGGGUAGGAAAAGCCGGCGAGGAGCCUCCCCGAUAUCCGGCGCUGUGGCCAAAACUCUCAAGAUGACGUUAGUCAUUGUGCUGACCUACGUGUUCUGCUGGGCUCCCUUCUUCCUAGUGCAACUGUGGGCUGUUUGGGAUCCUCAGGCCCCCAGAGAUGGUCCAGCUUUCACCCUCCUGAUGCUCGUCGCCAGCCUCAACAGCUGCACGAACCCCUGGGUUUAUGCCACCUUUAGCAGCAGCAUCUCUGGCGAACUGUGUCGAAUCUUCUGCCCCAGACUGGCUCGUAAGCAAAUGAGGUCCCUGCCUGAGGACUCCAUCCUCACGGCCAGCUCCUCCCUGGGACGGGACGCCUUCUCCUGA
Elgaria multicarinata webbii is the source of this 1053-nucleotide messenger RNA. RefSeq names its product arginine vasopressin receptor 2 (gene AVPR2). Gene Ontology annotation, molecular function: vasopressin receptor activity; peptide binding. The record is from RefSeq and is a predicted model, not a curated record. Gene Ontology annotation, cellular component: plasma membrane. Gene Ontology annotation, biological process: regulation of systemic arterial blood pressure by vasopressin; positive regulation of vasoconstriction; cellular response to hormone stimulus. The coding region runs from base 1 to 1053 and encodes 350 amino acids. NCBI's taxonomy places the organism in Eukaryota, Metazoa, Chordata, Lepidosauria, Squamata, Anguidae. The transcript is spliced from 2 exons.